Chanos chanos (milkfish) is the source of this 2279-nucleotide messenger RNA. RefSeq names its product YTH N6-methyladenosine RNA binding protein F1 (gene ythdf1). The coding region runs from base 331 to 2193 and encodes 620 amino acids. Gene Ontology annotation, biological process: mRNA destabilization. Gene Ontology annotation, cellular component: cytoplasm. Gene Ontology annotation, molecular function: N6-methyladenosine-containing RNA reader activity; mRNA binding. Lineage: Eukaryota; Metazoa; Chordata; Actinopteri; Gonorynchiformes; Chanidae. The transcript has 6 exons. The record is from RefSeq and is a predicted model, not a curated record.
AGUGAACUGGGCUGCACAAUAAGUGAGGGCUUGAAAGAGUAGAAAAAAAUACUAAAAAGAAAUCACUUCGGGAAAUAAUUGGACUUAAUCUAGAAAGUGGAUUCUUAAAAACACUUAAAACGUCUUAAAGCGAGAAUUUGGAGGAAAUAAGAGGACUAGAUUGGCACAAUCGAGCAGUGGGACUUGCUGGGGAUUCGAGCUGUAAAAAAAAACAUUGCUAGCUAGCUUGCAACUGUAAACGGAUCUGUAGGAAACACAGGCUUUGGAAUACGCUGAGCACCCAAUUAGUUUCAAGGCUCCAUACAAGAUUAGGGGCUUUCUUGAUGAAUUAUGUCUACUACCAGUAUUGACCCUCAGACAUCAAAAGGACAAGAUGCGAAAGUGCAAAAUGGCUCCCUCCAUCAAAAGGAAACGGUCCAUGACAACGAUUUUGAACCAUACCUCACUGGCCAAUCUAAUCCGAACAACAGUUACCAAUCCAUGACUGACCCUUACUUGUCCAGCUACUAUGCCCCCUCUAUUGGCUUCCCCUAUCCCCUCAGCGAGGCACCCUGGUCUACUGGAGGAGACCCCCCAAUCCCAUAUCUCACACCCUAUGCCCCCCUCAGCAAUGGAGAUCAUCAUUUUAUGCAUGACACCGUGUUUGGACAGCCAGGAGGGCUGGGCAGUAGCAUCUACCCUCAUCGAUUUAAUUUCUUCCCAGAGAAUCCUGCCUUCUCAGCCUGGGGCACCAGUGGCUCCCAGGGCCAGCAGACUCAGAGCUCUGCCUAUGGGGGCAGCUACAGUUACCCACCUAGCUCGCUUGGGGGCACCUUGGUGCCCGAUGGGCAGACCGGCUUCCACAGCGACACUCUGAAUAAGGCUCCAGGCAUGAACAGUCUGGAACAGGGCAUGGUGGGGCUUAAGAUCGGAGGCGACGUGACAGGUGGCGGCUCAGGUGUCAAGACCGUGGGUUCAGUGAUUGGUGGUGGGGCAGUGGCGGCAGCGGUCGCCACGGGAAAUGGGGGAACCCCUAUUGGCAUGCCUCCUCCCAAACCCACAUCAUGGGCAGCAAUUGCUAGUAAGCCGGCUAAGCCACAACAGCUUAAGGUCAAGACAAAGCCAGGCAUGCCCAUGGCUGGGGGUGCUCUACCGCCACCACCCAUUAAACACAACAUGGACAUUGGCACCUGGGACAACAAGGGGCCCGUGACCAAAGUGGCUUCUCCACUGCCCCCUCACCACCAACACCAACACCAACACCAACACCAGCAGCAGCAGCCGCAGCUUCACUCUCAUGGUCACCUCCCCCACCCCCAUGGGCUCCCGCCUCCACCCCAGCCUCCCAUGCCAUCCGCCCAAUCGCUCGCCCAGCAGAUGGCGAUGCAGGCCCCGCCCCCUCCUCAGCCUUAUCAAAAUCACACCCCAGCUCCUCCCCCCCAAACCCGUUGGGUUGCCCCUCGCAACCGUAACCCGGGCUAUGGUGGGGGCAGUAGCGUGGACAGCAGCGGUUCCUCCAGCGGCGGCGGGGUUGGGAACGGGGGUGGAGGUGGACCCCCAGGCUCUGGUCCCAGCGAGUCCCACCCGGUCCUGGAGAAGCUACGUGCGGCGCACAGCUACAACCCCAAGGACUUCGACUGGAACCUGAAGAACGGCCGCGUGUUCAUCAUUAAGAGUUACUCCGAGGACGACAUCCAUCGCUCCAUCAAGUACUCCAUUUGGUGUAGCACGGAGCAUGGCAACAAACGUUUGGAUGCUGCUUUCCGGGCCAUCAACGGCAAAGGACCGGUCUACCUGCUCUUCAGUGUGAAUGGCAGCGGGCACUUCUGCGGCGUUGCAGAAAUGCGCUCGCCCGUGGACUACGGCACCAGUGCCGGCGUUUGGGCACAGGACAAGUGGAAGGGCAAGUUUGACGUGGACUGGCUGUUUGUCAAGGACGUGCCCAACAGCCAGCUGCGACACAUCCGGCUAGAGAACAACGACAACAAGCCGGUGACCAACUCGCGUGACACACAGGAGGUUCCCCUGGAGAAAGCCAAGCAAGUGCUGAAGAUCAUCGCCACCUACAAACACACCACGUCCAUCUUCGAUGAUUUUUCACACUACGAGAAGAGGCAGGAGGAGGAGGAGGUGGUGAGAAAGAACUAUGAACCUGCUCCAAUCCAGAAUCGCUCCCGACUGGAUCAGGAACGCCAAAAUCGAAGUAAACAAUAGAAGACUGCACCCAUAGCUUGAUCAACGGUUGUUUUAGGACUGACAUUUUCAAAAAAUUAAAUUUAAAGAGAAAAAGACGACACAAG